GGUGGCCGGCAGCACAGGCUCCGGCACACGGACAUCAGCGAGGCGGGGAUUGAAGCCCGGGGACCGCGUCCUCUCCGCCGCAGCGGGGCGGGCGGGGAGGCGGAGCGGCGGCGGCCCCUUCCCCUGCCGGUGCCGGGCAGCCCGUGGCCGGGCGGCGCGGAGGCGCCGCGGGGAGGAGGGAGGCGGCGGGCGAAGGGCCCGGAGCGGGGCCGGGAGCCUCCCAGCAGAAACUCAAGCAAAUGCUUUGGCUCCUUGUUCCUACCUGCUGACCACACCAGGGUGGUCAUGACUCAACUCAACUUCCAGGACUGAAGGGCGGAGGUGGUGAGAGACCUAUCUCAGGCCCUCCCUGGGAGAAACUGAGACUGGGGAAGCUCCAAGGUCACCAGCCAGCCUGCUCCCCUCCCUGCCCUUAGCACAACAAUGGAGAGCGUGUACUCAGUGGAGCCGGCGCCAGACGGUGCUGGCCCCACGUCGCUGGAUGUGCUCAGCUUCCUGGACACCCUUGUGAACAGCACGGAGGAGCAAUGCUUCAGUGCCCGUUCCCGCAGCACCGUCCUGGAAGGGCUGCCAUUCGGCGGCGUGCCCACUGUGCUCGCCAUCAACUUCAUCCUCUGGCUGCUUCUCCUCCUGGUCUUCUCCUGCCUUCGGAAAGCAGCUUGGGACUAUGGGCGCCUGGCGCUACUGAUGGACAAUGAUAGUUUGACAUCACUUUUCUACGGAGAGCAGAGUGAGAAGGAGAAGUCCCCAUCGGAGAGCAGCCCCCUGGAUGCUGAUAACAAGGACAUGGGAUUCUGCUCCUGGCUCAUUUCUAUCUACCAGAUGAAGGACGAGGAGAUUCAGAGCAAGUGUGGGAUCGACGCCACCACCUACCUCUCCUUCCAGCGGCACCUCUUGGUCCUGCUGAUGCUGGUCUGUGUGCUCUCUGUGGCUGUCAUCCUGCCUGUCAACUUCUCAGGAGACCUCCUGGGACACAAUCCCACCCACUUCGGCCGGACAACCAUUGCCAACAUCCCAACGCAAGACCAUCUCCUGUGGCUGCACAGCAUCUUCGCCCUCAUCUAUUUCAUCCUCACUGUCCUCUGCAUGGCUCACCACUCCGUCCACCUUGAAUACAGAGAGAACGAGAAGGUUGCCCGGACACUGAUGGUUACCCACAUCCCCAAGGAGAUCACAGACCCUUCCCUUAUCAUAAAGCAUUUUCAUGAGGCUUAUCCCAGCUGCACCGUGACCAAUGUCCAGUUUUGCUUCGAUGUGCGCAAGCUGAUGAAGCUGGAUGCGGAGAGGCGCAAGGCAAUGAAGGGACGGCUUUACUUCACCACCAAGGCACAGAAAGAGGGGAAGAUCAUGAUCAAAACCCACCCCUGCGCCCGCAUCUUCUGCUGCCGCUUCUGUGGCUUUGAGCAGGUGGACGCCGAGCAGUACUAUGGGGAGCUGGAGGAGAAGCUCACGGAUGAGUUCAAUGCAGAGCGCAACCGCGUCACGCUUAAGCGGCUUGACAUGGCCUUCGUUACCUUCCAGGAUGAGCGGAUGACAGCUGUGAUUUUGAAGGACUACAGCCACAUCCACUGCCGCAAGCACCCCCAGCAGUCUUCUGUCACCACCGUGGUCAAGUCACACCACUGGGGCGUUCGCUAUGCUCCUGCACCCAGCGAUAUCAUCUGGGAGAAUUUGUCGGUCCGUGGCACAUCUUGGUGGGUGAGAUUCAUCCUCCUUAAUAUCUGCCUCUUCGUCCUCCUCUUUUUCCUCACCACACCAGCCAUCAUUGUCAACACCAUGGACAUGUUCAACGUUACACAGCCUGUGGAGUACCUCAAGAACCCCAUCAUCACCCAGUUCUUCCCCACACUGCUGCUCUGGGUCUUCUCCGUCUUCCUGCCCUUCCUCGUCUACUACUCAGCAUUCUUCGAGUCACACUGGACGAGGUCAAGUGAAAAUCAGCUCACCAUGCACAAGUGCUUCUUCUUCCUGGUGUUCAUGGUCAUCAUCCUGCCCUCAUUGGGGCUGAGCAGCCUGGACCUUUUUUUCCGUUGGCUCUUCGACACCCACUUUCUGGAUGAGGCUGAUAUCAAAUUCCAGUGCGUUUUCCUCCCAGACAAUGGCGCUUUCUUCGUCAACUACGUAGUCACCUCCAGCCUGAUUGGGACGGCCAUGGAGCUGCUGCGCAUCCCGGGCCUCCUCGUCUAUACUGCCCGACUCUGCUUUGCCAAGUCUGAGCCAGAGCGGCUCCACAUCAAGCGGAGCCAAGCCUACCAGUUUCAGUUUGGACUGGAGUACGCCUGGACCUGCUGCAUAUUCUCCGUCGUCAUGACCUACAGCAUCACCUGCCCCAUCAUUGUCCCCUUCGGUUUGCUCUACAUGCUGCUCAAGCACAUGGUUGAUCGGUACAACAUCUACUACGUGUACAUCCCCACCAAGCUGAACCAGCGCCUUCAUGUCGCCGCCAUCAGCCAGGUGGUGGUGGCCCCCAUCCUCUGCAUGUUCUGGCUGCUCUUCUUCUCCAUCCUGCGCCUUGGUCCCACCCGUCCUGUCACCCUCUUCACCUUCGUGGUCCUCCUCUCCUGCAUUGUCUUCUCCUUCUUUGGCCUCUGCCUGAAGAAGCUGCAGCCGCGGAAGCCCUCCAGCUACCAGAUGUCUGACCAGUCUGAGGGCACCUUCAAUGAUGUGGAGCGGAGCAGCGUCUCCUCCACUCCCAACUCCAAUCUCUUUGUGGCCACUGUCCUGCAGGAGCCUGAGCUGAGCCUGACGCCGGCAGCCUCCCCGGCACACCAGUCCUAUGGCACUAUGGGCAACCACCUGGAGCCAGCAGAGGAUGGAGAGGAUGGGAGGCUGCAGAGCUUUGAGACAGAGCUGGAGACGGUGGAGGGCGAGUACAGGAGUGGCCCCGUGAUGGAGAGCCAGGCCCGCUACCAGUGAGCAUCCCUGCCACCAGGACAAGGACUGGCCAUGCCAAGAGCAGAGGACAUGCCAGGGGACAGGAAGGACCCUUCCCAGAACUGGUAGGGGCCAUCUUGCUGAGGGGGCAGGGGGAUGACAGGAUUGAUGUGAGGAGGAGAGCCCGUUGCAUGGGAGGUGGUGGGAGGCUCUGCUGGUCCCUCAUGCUGCCUGGACUGGCUCAGUACCCCUGUGCCCCCCUCAUCCCCACCUGCCUCUUCCAGCCCAUUGUGGGGAAGACAGGGUGCAGCUUUGUGGGGAGAGGGUCUCUCUGAGAGGCCAUGCUCUGGGGGCAGGAGGGGGGCCCUGGUCCUUCCAUGAGGGGGAACCAGCCCAGACAGCUUAGACAAAUGUGCCCGCCACCAUGCUGUCCUGCAGGUCCUUAGUAGUGCAGGAUGGCCACCCCAAACCCUUGCUUCCCUCCCUGCCCACCCACUGCCUCAGUGCAGGCUCCCGCUCCCCCCCACUGCCACCCCCGAGGCUUUGCCCAUUAAAGCAGGGACUGUUGAGACUCGUGUGUGUUUGUGGAGAAGGUGAGUGCCCAGGGCUGCUCUCACAUCUUCCUGAGCACCAGUGGCUCCUCCUCAAGCCAGGCAUCAAAAUGCAAGCCUGGCUCUUGCCUGCCCUCCCACCCUGUCCAUCCACUGCUGCUGCACCAUUCCUGUGCUUGGGGAUCCUCGGGGAGGAGCGGGAGGUCAAGGGCCAAGUGUGUUUAAUGGCCGUGGCAGCAGUUUCCCAUUGUCCCAUGCUCCCCAGCAGCAGCAUCCUCAUGCUCACACUCCCUAGGGCUGGCUGUGGGACCCUGCAUGGCUCCAUCCUAUUGCAGAAGAAAUGGCAGGAGGUGCUGGUGAGACCCUGGCCUCUGGGUCCUAGUCCACCAUACCCUGCCCUCGCCCCCAAGCCACAGCUGUGGGAUGCUCCCCCAGCAGCUGCCUCUCCUCAGGAGUGUGAGACCUGCUGUGAGCAGUGUAAAUCCACCAGCUCCUGCUGGGGCAGCAUCCCCAGGGUUUUCCAGCUCAGCUGCAGCUGCUGCAGAGGCUCCUGGGGUCAAGGGCAGAUCCUUGCCCUGCCCAGCUUCUCUCUUACCAGGCUAGCUCACCUGGGCCUGCUGACUCAUCACUCAGCCCCACUUUGGCCUUGGGGUUGAUUUGCCUGCUCCUGAUUUUCCUGCUGGCUUCAGAGCAAUUCCAGCUGCCACCCUAGGGCUGUACAGAGAGAGAAGGGACGAUGACACAGCCCUGCUGGCACAUGGGUUGGUGGCAUAGGGAGUGCUGCUGCCUGAAGACAGAUGCUCAGCCAUGGCACCACUCAGUGUUACUGGUACCACUAGGAGGCGAGGGUGUGGUGUGCCAGUUGGGGGGUGGUGUUAAAAGGCAGCCCAGCAGUGAGCUGUAGGUCUUCAUUGGACUUGUGUGGGCUCUGGGACUUCCCCGUGGGGGCUCCUGGGUCUCAGCUGAGCCAACUGGCAGCCCUGCAGCUGCUGUCCCACCCACGCUCCUGCCUGCUGGGGCGAUGGCUGCAGUGUGCUAGCUAGCGAGCAGUUGCCUUGGGGGGACCUUGAGCUCAGCUGCUCCCUCCCAACCGCAAAAAGCACCCUGGGUGGGGGCUCAUAGCUCCCCACCCAGGUGUCCCACGGCUGCCCACAGCUAAGCCGCUGCCCUCGCUGCCUGCUCCAGGAGCAGCCCUGGCCGGAGCGGGUGGGAUGCUGAUGGCCUCUCUUUGGGUGGAAGCAAGUGCCUGCGAGUGGCACCGCAUCCUCGGAAGCACAGGCUGCUGGUCCCAUUGCCCUCGGCUGACCUGCUGUAGGAAUGUGCCAGAGGUCUGUACCUUCUUGUGGUUUAUUGCUAUGACUGUGCCUUGAAUAAAAUGACUUCACCCA
Messenger RNA from Columba livia (rock pigeon), 4813 nucleotides. It is a transcript of the gene TMEM63C, whose product is annotated as transmembrane protein 63C. The coding region runs from base 424 to 2916 and encodes 830 amino acids. Gene Ontology annotation, cellular component: plasma membrane. The transcript is spliced from 25 exons. The record is from RefSeq and is a predicted model, not a curated record. Lineage: Eukaryota; Metazoa; Chordata; Aves; Columbiformes; Columbidae. Gene Ontology annotation, molecular function: calcium-activated cation channel activity.